GGGUGGGGAGGGCUGUGAUGAAGAUAACCCAGCAACAGGAGACAAACAAACAUCGUCGGCUCAGAACCCAGGUCCCUCGCCAUAUGCCUGCGUGUGCUGCUUCCUCUCAGAAGGUCAUGGAAGACAUUUUUAUGAGCCGUUCAGAUCAGUCAUUAGAUCAGAUUAUUGCAGAGGGAUUUGGAUGCUACCUGCGUGCGCACGCCUUAGCGUCACACCUUUAUAAGUUGUAAUGCGACGACGCACGAUCGCCUGGAGGUUUUUGAUCGGUGUUGGUUAUUUGCGUGAUUAUGGCUCGGGGACGAGAAAAGAAGCCGAACUAAAAGCAGGCCUUGGGGUUUUUUUUUUUUACAGCGUGUAUCAGUAACAUUACUGCAACGUGGCUUUAUUUUACUCGCCAGAUGGACUGUAAUUGAUGUAUAAACCGUACAUACUUGCUUGGAGUUGGAUUCUGCCUCAGUGCAAAAUCACUUUCUGCCAAAUGAACACAUGCAAAUGGAAAAGCAGGAGUAUGGAAGACUGUAAUCGAUGUUCGCAGAAUUCCUGGUGCAACAUCGUCCAUGUAGACACCCGAUAAAGUCCAUUAAACCUCAUCGGACCAAAUGUACAACCCGGCGUCUGUUGUGCACGCCGAACACAGGCGGGCGGCUUCCUCUCAGGUGGCCUUGUUUUGUUCUGAACAACUGCUGUUUGAGUUUUUCCAGAGCCGGUGAUUAAUAGGGAUCAUAUUCAGCUGUCAGCAAAUGAUGGUUGAAAUUCUGCCUUUAUUUUUAGACCACUGAAGUCAUGCAUUCAGGUUACUGGGCAAAUAUGAUUCGUUAAUCAUUUUCCUCAUCAUCCCAGGUGCACAAAGGUCACGUGAGGUCACAACGACAACAACAACAAUUGAGUAAAUGCACAAAAGACAAAGAAAUGACCGUACUGUAAGGCUUAUGAGUGCAUACAUGAGUGUAAGAUCAGACAACCCGUGACUAAUAACUAAACCGUCCAUGAAUUUAGAUUUAAAACAUAAUAAUAAUUAGUUACAAAACAAUAAUACUAUGUAAUUAAACAGAUUUAUAACCCUUGGAGUCCCAAAUGUUCAACAAUUACAAUAGCAUUUUUUAAAUAAUUAAAAUUUUAGUCACACUUACGUUUCUUCAUGUAUUCGUUUAUUAUUAUUGUUAUUAUUAUUAUUAUUAUUUAUCGUUGUUGUUAUUAUUAAUGUAGUUGUUGUUAUGAAUAAAUAUAUAAAUACAUACAAUUUUCUUUUUUUGUUUAUUUAUGAUAAUUGUCGUUGCUGCUAUGAAUAAACACACAAACACAUGUUUUUCUUCCUGUUUGUCUUUGGUUUAUUCACUAUUACUGCUGUUGAUGAUGCUGUUAUGAAUAAAUACAUCAAUACAAACCUACGUAUAUUUUUUCUUUGUGUUUUUCUUUUCUUUAUUUAUGAUGAUGAUGAUUAUUGUUGAUGUUCGUGCUGUUGUUGCCGCUUUGGAUAAAUACUAUAAACAUAUAUACCUUUUUCUUUUUUGUUUUAUUUAUGAUCAUUGUUGUUGUUGUUGUCGUUACUAUGAAUAAAUACAUAAACACAUGUUUUUCUUUUUGUCUUUCUUUUGUUUAUUUACUAUUAGUGUUGCUAUUGUUGUUGAUGAUGUUGUUAUGAAUAAAUACAUCAAUACAUAGCCUACGUAUUUUUACUGUGUGUUUUUCUUUUUGUUUAUUUAUGAUGAUUAUUGUUGUUGUUGUUGUUUGUGCUGUUGUUGCUGCUGCUUUGGAUAAAUAUAGAAAUACAUAUUUUUUCUUUGUUUAUUUACUAUUAUUGUUGUUGAUAUUAUUAUUAUUAUUAUUAUUAUUAAAUAUUAUUAUUUUGUUUAUUAUUGUUGUUGUUGUUAACUUUCUUACUACUUACCUUUGAACCUUGAAAUAUUUAUAGAGGAUUUUGAACAAGUUCAUUUUUAAUUCAGAUCAGAAACCCGUUGAUUCAGGUGCAGCACACACAAGAUACAAUCCUGCUGUUAUUAUAAAGUCGAAUUUGUGCUGAUUAAAAAGAUUUUUAUUUCUUGUUUUUAUAUCAUGAACUUUAACCCUUUAGACGAACCGCAGCCCUGUCGAUCAGACAGAACUUUCUAAACCAAUUCCGCGUUUUAGAAACCGAAGACAUCUCCACGGUCUGACUCAAAAACCGGAGCACGUCCAAACGCGCAGCACCUCCCUGUGCACGCGCACUACACGCAGCAUAAAAUAAAGGCUUCCGCGCGCUUUCUAGUGCACUACUUAUAAACUAAGCUGUGAUUUGUAAUACCGCCGGUGUGUGCAGUACAGACCGAGAGCUCCCACUUCCUGGAGCUCCCAAUAAGCCGCUUUUGCUCCGAGGGGGGGCAGAAAACAAAAACAACACGAACAACAUGGAGGCGACGAGUUAAAGUUCGUGUGUAAUGGGUGGAAGGACGUGUGGCACAAAAAUUAUAAUAAUAACAAUAAAGCCAAUGUCGGGGAGCUUGUAUUCCUCCGCAAUACAGCUAAGCUAAGCGGCCUAGCUAAGUAGCUAACGCUCCAGCUCGCUGGCAGAGUCGCCGGCGUUAUACUUUUAUUUACUUUAUGGUUCCAGCGCAAAAACCUCCACCGACUGCCUUGCAAACGCAUUAUUUAUUCCGGACAGGUAACAUUACUGUCUCCUGUCACGUCCUUCGCACUUUCCACGGAAGAGCUCGCGCGUUAGCCCGGUACCGCUGUGCUAGCAUGUUAGCUAGCUAGCUAACUUUCCAAAGUUGCUGCAAAAAUCCCUCAGUGUGUGUGUGUGUAUGUAUGUGUGUGUGUGUGUGAUGCACGGCCUGGCAGUACGACUCAGCCACACGCUUAAUUUUUACACCGCAGACGACGACGUCCUUUUUGUUGCCACAUACUGAAUGUUCUUAGCUCUUUAUUAUUGCUUUUUUUUUUUUAAACGCGUCGUAUUGGUGUUUUAAUGCUUGGUGCUAGCUAGCUAGCCGGCUAGCGAUGUCUGUCCCGUCCUCAGAAAUGCUCGAGACGCCUCCUGGAUAUCCUUUCGAAGAGAUUGAUUAUGCAGACAUUGAUGUGGAAGAGGUGGUGGGCAGAGGAGCUUUCGGGGUCGUGUGCAAGGCCAAAUGGAAAGGCAAAGACGUUGCAAUCAAGACCAUAGAGAGUGAAUCCGAAAGGACGGCUUUUGUCGUAGAGCUUCGUCAGUUGUCUCGCGUGAAUCACCCCAACAUCGUGAAGUUGUACGGCUCCUGUCAGAAUCCUGUAUGCCUGGUAAUGGAGUACGCAGAAGGGGGCUCUCUGUACAACGUGUUGCACGGCGCCGAGCCACUCCCCCACUACACAGCGUCCCACGCCAUGAGCUGGUGUAUGCAGUGCGCUCAGGGCGUCUCGUACCUCCACGGCAUGAAACCAAAGGCUCUCAUUCACAGGGACCUCAAGCCACCCAAUCUGCUGCUGGUCGCCGGAGGAACCGUUCUGAAGAUCUGCGACUUCGGGACGGCGUGCGACAUCCAGACGCACAUGACCAACAACAAAGGCAGCGCGGCCUGGAUGGCUCCCGAGGUGUUCGAAGGCAAUAACUACAGCGAGAAGUGUGACGUGUUCAGUUGGGGCAUUAUUCUUUGGGAGGUGAUCACACGCAGGAAGCCUUUUGAUGAGAUCGGAGGACCAGCCUUCCGGAUCAUGUGGGCCGUGCACCGUGGAACUCGUCCUCCCCUCAUUAAGAACCUGCCCAAGCCCAUAGAGAGCCUGAUGACACGCUGCUGGUCCAAAGAUCCCUCGCAGCGGCCUUCCAUGGAGGAGAUUGUCAAAAUCAUGAUGCACCUGAUGAAGUAUUUCCCUGGGUCAGACGAGCCCCUGCAGUACCCAUAUCAAUAUUUGGAUGAAGGCCAGAGUAACUCUGCCACCAGCACAGGCUCGUUCCCCAGCAUGAGCAACAGGAACGACGGCAGCAUGGAUCACGGCACGCCGGCUGGCACUAACGACACCAUCAAGACCAUCGAGAAGUUCGCACCGUUCAAACCAAAGGCGGAUCCUCUGAGGCCCGGGCAUUCUCUGUCGAGAGGCGGCAGCGUUGAGAGUCUCUCAGUGCCGGGCAGGACGCACUGCCUGCCCUCAUCCGACAGCAAACGAAUGAGCGCUGACCUCUCUGAGCUCAGACAAGACGACAAGAUGCCCUUCUCUCCAGCGCGGCCGCAGUAUAAACGAGGCCACCGCAAAACAGCGUCGCACGGCACCAUUCUGGACAUUCCAGAGAUCGUCGUCACAGCCACCUGCGACCUUAGACGGAGGUCGGUACAGGAUCUCCCCGCCGCCUUCCCCGGCGAGACAGGACAGGAAAGCGGGAACAGCAGCAGGUCGUCCAGUCCCAGCGUGAGGAUCGACAAAAACAGAUGCCACAUCUCUCCCGAUGACCCUACAGACUCUAACGGUUCUGAUAACUCCAUUCCCAUGGCUUAUCUGACGCUGGAUCACCAGUUACAGCCACUCGCUCCGUGCCCGAACUCCAAGGAGUCGAUGGCGGUGUUCGAGCAGCACUGUAAGAUGGCGCAGGAGUACCUGAAAGUGCAGACGGAGAUCGCUCUGCUCAUCCAGAGGAAGAACGAGCUGAUAGCUGAGCUCGAUCAGGACGAGAAGGACCAGCAGAACACGUCUCGCCUGGUCCAGGAGCAAAAGAAACUUCUAGAAGAGAACAAGAGCUUGUCCACUUACUUCCAGCAGUGCAAGAAGCAGCUGGAGCUCAUCCGUGCACAGCAACAGAAAAGACAGGGCACGUCGUGAUGCCCCUUCAGAAAAGAAAAAACAAACGCCCCACACACAGACUGGCUCACUUACAUCACGUUUUCUUUUUCUUUUCUAUUUUUUUUUUUUUUCCUCAGCCCCAGUUAAUCAUGACUUCUUCCUGUAGCAGCCCGUUUCCGACGCCACGGAUCGACUUGGCUAAGACUGUGCACGAGCAUGCUGCCUCCAGACCAGGAUCUAGAGUGUUUGAAACGCCAGCUAGAAGUUCUCUUUUAUUCAAAAAUCAAAGAGCAGUGCGCUUGUCUACCACAUUAAUGCACCUGUCGGUCCUAACGAGCCAAAGUGUUCAGUUUCGUGAAGUGUGCAGAUUCGGGGCCUUAGGGAAGGACCCCGUCUGUGUUAAAUCCCAUCGGUUCGCAGGGACGUCGGUGUUCGAAUUUGCCCUUCCUCACCAAUCCCACAAUUCCCCUGGAGGAUCGGGCGACGCCACUUUGCUGGCUGUCCAUCCUUAAGAAUGUGAACACAAAGCAGUUUUAAGUUACAUGGAUUCUAAACUGAU
This is a messenger RNA of Ictalurus furcatus (blue catfish), 5278 nucleotides long. RefSeq names its product mitogen-activated protein kinase kinase kinase 7 (gene map3k7). Lineage: Eukaryota; Metazoa; Chordata; Actinopteri; Siluriformes; Ictaluridae. Bases 2977 to 4758 code for a protein of 593 amino acids. Gene Ontology annotation, biological process: positive regulation of canonical NF-kappaB signal transduction; JNK cascade; protein phosphorylation. The record is from RefSeq and is a predicted model, not a curated record. The transcript has 17 exons. Gene Ontology annotation, molecular function: MAP kinase kinase kinase activity; ATP binding; magnesium ion binding.